UCCACUAAGUUUAGUGCGUUCUCCAAUUGGACUCUCCAGGAAAAGUAAUGGAAAUGGGGGAAAUGGGGGUUAGAUCAGGUUGCCACUAGGCUCAAGUCAGCGACUUCAACUCCAUUCUAGGCCAAAGUAACCUCUAUCUAUUAAUUGAAAACAGAUUAUUACAAGUAGAAACGUUAACAGACAUGGCCUUAGAAAUUUGAACCAAAUGAUCAAAUAAUCCCACCAUCCAAAAUGCUCUCCAUCUUUCUCAAUCUCUUAGUGUUCUCUCUUUCCUUCCAAGGAAGCAAUUCUAUUAGUCCCUUAUUUCGUUUCUGUUUUAACCGCGAAAAUUACACUGAUCCUAGCCCUUAUGCUACAAACUUAAACCAGUUGUUUGACCUGCUACACACCAAAGUGCCUCCUACUGGUUAUGGAUAUGGUUCCAUUGGCCAAGGCAUGGACCAAGUGAACGGUCUAGCCUUGUGUCGCGGUGACGUCAACGCCACAAACUGCAUGGCUUGUGUCAAUGAAGCAACCAAAAAGCUUCAAGAGAGGUGCUCAAAGAAGAAGGGGGCAAUAGUAUGGUACGAUUACUGCCUUCUCAAGUACUCAAAUGAAUACUUCUUUGGUGAAAUUGAUGAGAAGAACAAGUUCUAUAUGGUUAACAUAUACGACGUGGAUGACCCCUCUACUUUCAGUGAUAAAGUCAAUGAGUUGUUAAGUGGUUUGUCUUAUAAUGCUUCUCAAACUCCCAUGUUGUAUGCCGUAGGGGAAUUGCAACUCCAAGAGUCAAAAACGUUGUACGGUUUGGCUCAGUGUACAAGGGACCUCCUUGGCCCUGGUUGUAAGAAGUGUCUUGAUGAUGCUAUUAGUGAUCUUCCAAAUUGUUGUGACGGAAAGCAAGGUGCACGGGUUGUGGGUGGGAGCUGCUAUGUUAGAUAUGAACUAUACCCUAUUGUUGAGGACCCCUAGACCAUAUAACUUUUGCAGUUUCUGCUACAUCAAAUUAUGUUAUGUAUGCUAUACUACUUGAUAGUUAAUAAAUGUUCAUGUGGACUCGGAAGCAGCCCAAUGGAGAUUACUUAUCGUAAA
Glycine soja is the source of this 1071-nucleotide messenger RNA. RefSeq names its product cysteine-rich repeat secretory protein 38-like. Lineage: Eukaryota; Viridiplantae; Streptophyta; Magnoliopsida; Fabales; Fabaceae. The coding region runs from base 232 to 951 and encodes 239 amino acids. The record is from RefSeq and is a predicted model, not a curated record. The transcript has a single exon.